Protopterus annectens (West African lungfish) is the source of this 1159-nucleotide messenger RNA. RefSeq names its product electron transfer flavoprotein regulatory factor 1 (gene ETFRF1). Lineage: Eukaryota; Metazoa; Chordata; Ceratodontiformes; Protopteridae. The coding region runs from base 169 to 444 and encodes 91 amino acids. The record is from RefSeq and is a predicted model, not a curated record. Gene Ontology annotation, biological process: respiratory electron transport chain. The transcript has 3 exons. Gene Ontology annotation, cellular component: mitochondrion.
AGUCAUUAGCGGACCGGAGUUCCGCUGUGGCGACACCUAACCGGGAAAAGCCGAAAGACGCAACAAUUGGUGGACUUGGGAUCCGCGCUGUAUGCCGUUUUGUUACUGUCACGCGCCCCAUCGACCUUACCUGUGGUGAAAAGAAAUACUGAUGUUUAAUUUAUUUGAAUGAAGGUCAUGGCCAACCCUAUGAGAAGUGAAGUUAUAAAGCUUUAUAAAAAUCUGUUGUACCUUGGAAGGGAGUACCCAAAAGGGUCAGAGUAUUUCCGUUCCCGUUUGAAAAGUGCAUUUAUGAAGAAUAAGAAUGUUACAGAUCCUGAAAAAAUUAAGGAGCUAAUAGCUCGUGGAGAGUAUGUUAUAAAAGAACUUGAAGCACUGUACUAUCUAAGAAAAUACAGAGCUAUGAAACAGCGUUACUAUGAGGAUAAGGACAGUAAACCAUGAUGCUGUAUGUGGCAGCUUGGGCUUUUUGGUGAGAUAUGAAUUGAAUUGCAUACUUAAGUUUGUAAAAGGGAAACCUCCACUUGACAGCCCAUCUUAAUCUCAUGUUUCUACAGCUGUUUAAAAUCUUAUCUUCUUUAAUGACACAUUCAAAUCAAUGCUGCUGAGCCAGGCAUUGGGCAUUAUGAGUAGUAUUUUUUCAUGUAGUUUUAAAUAAUUUAAUGUAAAAAUUGUGCUUUUAAUACUUUAAAUGUAAAUGGUAAACAUAAGGAAUUAUAGUUGAAGCAAUUAGAAGAGCUGUCCUUUUGUAGUAUUAUUCCUCCCAACUUUUAACCUUAAUGAAGCUUCUUAUAAAUUGUUAAAUGUGCUGUGUAUUGCACACAAAUUUUAACAGUUUCUGAAUUUUAAAACUAAUGUUAACUGUAAUAUGACGUUUUGUAUAAUCAUAAAGUAUUUUUGAUUUCUAGUUGCAUACAUCUCAGGUUGAAAUGUAUUGCAUAAUUUGAGAUUAGAAGAAUCUUUACUUCUGAACUAAUUAGCAGGCAGAGCAUACUUUAAAAAGUGAUUUCCACAAAACAUAUCACAUAAUCAUUUCAGUUGCCUUUUGCUGGACAUAAUGAUCUAACUGCAUGGUAGGUAGUGUGCUUGACUUGCAGACUAGUUGCAUCUUUAUAGUACACAUACUAAGUAUGCUAGUAAAUAAAUGAUUCAUAAAUUA